Messenger RNA from Ostrinia furnacalis (Asian corn borer), 1785 nucleotides. Its product is annotated as beta-1,4-N-acetylgalactosaminyltransferase bre-4. Bases 265 to 1242 code for a protein of 325 amino acids. Gene Ontology annotation, molecular function: galactosyltransferase activity; N-acetyl-beta-glucosaminyl-derivative 4-beta-N-acetylgalactosaminyltransferase activity. The record is from RefSeq and is a predicted model, not a curated record. The transcript is spliced from 5 exons. NCBI's taxonomy places the organism in Eukaryota, Metazoa, Arthropoda, Insecta, Lepidoptera, Crambidae. Gene Ontology annotation, biological process: glycosphingolipid biosynthetic process; carbohydrate metabolic process. Gene Ontology annotation, cellular component: Golgi apparatus.
AGUCUGACAGUGACAGUUCAACUUUAGUGCUUUAGUGUCAGAGGAGAUUCUUGGAAAACACUUUUCUUUUACAUUUUAACAUCAUAAUUACAUACAAUUUAAUUAAUUAUUCUCAUUUAUGGUGAUUAUAACGGCUUUAGCGUGUUAGGUAGGUAAUGCUUUCUUUCACAAUAAACGUGAUAAAACUAUGAAUGUGCCAUUUUAAGAUUUACUGAGGAAUGUUAAAAAAAGGUUUAUGCUCACUUUGAUUUGACAUCCACACAAAUGCCUAAAUGGUUGUUGAAGAGACUGUUAAAAGUAAGAAUAAGUACUUGUGUUUCUAUCAUAUUAUGUCUAAUAGGAAUCAUAUGCUUGCUGUCUUACAAAGGAGAAUACAACUACAAGCAUAUUCCAAGAGACGCCAUACAACAUGAAUUGUAUAAAGAAAUAUCACCGAACCUAGAGUUGAAGAAAACAAAACCGGACUGCACCUACGAUGAGAUACUUUCCAGCAAAGAAUCAAUACAAAACUGGCAGUUACCGACAAAGUUUGAUGACUUUUCUGCAGCCGGUAUUUCAAACGGAAGCUUCACCCCGGAGCACUGCAACCCUCUGUUCAGCGUGGCCAUACUGGUCACAUAUCGAAAUCGACAAAGUCAAUUGGACAUAUUCUUGCCGUACAUGCACAACUUCCUGAGGAAGCAAAACAUUCACUACAAAAUUUUCCUCAUCGAGCAGCAAGACAACAAGAACUUCAACAAAGGGCUGUUAUACAACAUCGGCGCGCGCGUGGCCAUGAGCGAGAAGUUCCCGUGCCUGGUGCUCCACGACGUGGACACGCUGCCGCUGGACGCCGCCAACCUCUACGCCUGCCUGCGCCAGCCGCGCCACCUCAGCGCCAGCAUCGACAAGUUCCGCUUCGUGCUGCCAUACUCGUGGCUGGUGGGCGGCGUGCUGGCCGUGCGUGCGGACCACUAUGCGCAGGUCAACGGCUUCUCCAACCGCUACGAGAAGUGGGGCGGCGAGGACGACGACUUCAGCAUGCGGAUCGAGAACAACGGCCUUCAAAUAUAUCGGCUGCCAGUGGAGAUGUCGCGGUACACGAUGCUGAUGCACCCGCCGGCGGCCAAGAACGAGCAGCGCGGCCGCCUGCUGGCCGACAGCGCGCGGCGCGGCGCGGCCGACGGGCUCAGCUCGGCGCGCUACGACAGCCUGCGCGUGACCCGCGCGCGCCUCGUCACGCAGCUCGCCGUGCGCUUAUGAUUCACGAUGCUCUUCGCGUAGGUACACACUUAUGCCUUGAUCACACGUACCGAGCAAACGGGCGAGACAGUGCUCUCGGCCGAGUACUCGGUGCGUAUGAACAUUACGCCGAGCGCUCGAGUAUGUGACUCGCUCACUCAACUGUCUCGACCGAGUAAACAUUUUACUGUGAUGUAAGCAAGUGCUGUUCACACGUGUUUUGAAAUUAGCACAGUCAGUUCAGUUCUAUUGAGACUUUUCUUUUUCUCUAAUCUGUGGACGAGACGUCAAUCAUUUGGCCGAGUGGCGAGUGGCGAGACAGUGCACGUUCAGACCUGCCGAGCGAGCGAGCGAGACAGUGCGGGGCAACGGGAGCGUGGAUACUCGGCCUAGUUAGUUGAACGAGAGUCGAGCUACUGUCUCGUCGCUUUGCUCGGCCGAGCACUCGGCCGAUCACUCGGCGCUAUGUUCAUACGUCUACUACUACAAGAGCACUGUCUCGCCCGUUUACUCAGUACGUGUGAUCAAACGGGCGAGACAGUAAAAUGUUUACUCGGUCGAGAC